Aspergillus steynii IBT 23096 is the source of this 1232-nucleotide messenger RNA. RefSeq names its product ureidoglycolate hydrolase. The record is from RefSeq and is a predicted model, not a curated record. The coding region runs from base 43 to 858 and encodes 271 amino acids. NCBI's taxonomy places the organism in Eukaryota, Fungi, Ascomycota, Eurotiomycetes, Eurotiales, Aspergillaceae. Gene Ontology annotation, biological process: allantoin catabolic process. The transcript has a single exon. Gene Ontology annotation, molecular function: ureidoglycolate hydrolase activity; ureidoglycolate lyase activity.
UACAUUCUCAACCUGAAAUCUACCCAUCACUGCCAAUCCAUCAUGGCCCCCAUUCUCUCCUCCCCUCCCCCAUCCCUCCAUCUCACCCCCGAACCUCUCACCCCGGACUCCUUUGCCCCGUUCGGUACCGCCAUCGUCUCGCCUCUUCCCCGCCAUCUCUCCGCACCGCCAACAGACUUGUCUUCUCUCCCGCCUCACAACCCGUCUCCCGAGCUAGCCAACCAGUCCUCCGCACUUAAAUACAGCCCCGUCUCUCCGCUCCUCGACCACUAUGCUGGUCGAUGCCCGAGUGGUCGCGCCGCCUCCGCCCGCAUGAGCAUGUUCUGCUGCUUUCCGCGACAGCUGCGAACGGUGCAAUCGAAGCUUUCCAGCACGAAGACAGAGACACCCGUCUUUGACGUGCGCAUCCUCGAACGCCACCCCUUUACCACGCAGACUUUCAUUCCUAUCGAUUUAUCGAGCCAGACGCAUGCCGGCACCCGGGGUGGUGGCGCGGACGACGCGCAGGACGAGCCGUUCUAUCUCGUCGUGGUGGCCCCCACGCUCAAGGGUGAGUCUGUCACCGCGCAGACGGAAUCCGGCCCCACCACUAUCCAGGAUACGCCGGAUUUGAAGAACUUGAGGGCCUUUGUGGCGCGUGGCGGACAGGCGGUCACUUAUGGAGCUGGGACGUGGCAUGCCCCGAUGGCGGUGGUGGGGAAGCGGAGGGUCGAUUUUGUGGUCGCGCAGUUUGCGAAUGGGGUUGGGGAUGAGGAUUGUCAGGAGGCGGCGUUUGGGGAGGGCAUUGUGGUGGAGUUGGGGGAGUCGAGCACCUCUUCGAGCUCUUCGAGGGGAGGGAAGGUCGUGGCGAAGCUGUAGGUGGGUGUGGAAGUAUAGGAGGAAGGUAGGAAAAAGCAAGGGUAUGGAAUGUUGGUGAGGGGGGAUCAAGGAACCCAAAUUGAAUUAAGUGGUAUCUGGAACUCUUCAAGCAGACGAUAUUGUACAUAUUUACAUGCAUACGAACGAACGAACGAACCGACACGACUGGCUUCUCAACAGCUUCCCUGUAUGCUUUGUCGGACGGCCCGGGCCAUAUCGAUGGUCUCCGAGGGUAGACCUGCCAGCUGGGCCACCUUCAAGGCGUGGGACUCGCGAUUGACCCCCUUGCGGAGUCGGUGGACGAAUGAGAAUGACCCCGAGGGCGUUUCCUUAACGUCCGUGCAGUAUCGGCCCAGCGCCCCGAAGUCUUGCGU